UGUGCCCUCUGCGGCCAAACUGACGCUGCUGCACGUCAAAUUAGCUGUCUGCAGUCUUCCAGGGACACCUUUUGCGGACCGCCGGAGCUCACAGUGCAAUAAAUAUGGCUUCAGAGCUAACCACUUCCAUAAACAUCAAGGAGCCCCGGUGGGACCAGGGCACGUUUGUUGGUCGGGCGAAGCAUUUCUUCACUGUCACGGACCCCAGGAACAUUCUCCUCACCGAUGAACAACUGGCCCAUGCACACGCAGUCGUCACUGACUACAGGAAAGGAAUUGUCUCCCCAGGACUGACGGAAGAUGAACUCUGGAGAGCAAAAUAUGUUUUUGAUUCGGCUUUCCAUCCCGAUACUGGGGAGAAGAUGAUCCUGAUUGGCCGCAUGUCAGCGCAGGUUCCAAUGAACAUGACGAUCACUGGAUGCAUGAUGACAUUUUACAAGACAACUCCAGCGGUGUUGCUGUGGCAGUGGAUCAAUCAGUCUUUCAACGCAAUAGUCAAUUACACCAACAGGAGCGGUGAUGCUCCAAUCACAGUCAGUCAGCUGGGCACGGCUUAUGUGUCUGCCACCACAGGGGCAGUUGCCACCGCCCUCGGACUGAACGCACUAACAAAGCACAUCUCACCUCUGAUCGGACGGUUUGUUCCAUUUGCUGCUGUUGCUGCUGCUAACUGUAUCAACAUCCCUCUGAUGAGACAAAGAGAACUUCAACACGGCAUUCCCAUAACAGAUGAGAAUGACAACAGGUUAGGAGAGUCACCGAAAGCUGCACAGCAGGCUAUCUCUCAGGUUGUGGUCUCCAGAAUCCUCAUGGCUUCUCCAGGAAUGGCUAUCCCGCCAUUUUUAAUGAACCAUUUGGAAAAGAAGGCCUUUCUGAAGAAGUUCCCAUGGAUGAGUGCACCUAUUCAAGUCGGCUUGGUGGGAUUCUGCCUGGUAUUUGCCACUCCACUGUGCUGCGCAUUGUUCCCUCAGAAGAGCUCCAUGUCAGUCAGCCGCCUGGAGCCGGAGCUGCAGGAGAAAAUCCGGGCCAACCACCCAGGAGUGGAGAGGGUCUACUUCAACAAAGGGCUAUGAGUGUGCAGCGCACUCAUCCAAACACUGCCAUCACACAGCUGCAGGCUCAGUCCCCCUCAUUCAGUGUGCCAAAGUUAAGUUUGUGUCU
Messenger RNA from Pseudoliparis swirei, 1161 nucleotides. It is a transcript of the gene sfxn1, whose product is annotated as sideroflexin 1. The transcript is spliced from 11 exons. The record is from RefSeq and is a predicted model, not a curated record. The coding region runs from base 105 to 1073 and encodes 322 amino acids. Lineage: Eukaryota; Metazoa; Chordata; Actinopteri; Perciformes; Liparidae. Gene Ontology annotation, cellular component: mitochondrial inner membrane. Gene Ontology annotation, molecular function: monoatomic ion transmembrane transporter activity. Gene Ontology annotation, biological process: monoatomic ion transport; serine import into mitochondrion.